Molecule: messenger RNA, 3344 nt
Organism: Aaosphaeria arxii CBS 175.79
Lineage: Eukaryota; Fungi; Ascomycota; Dothideomycetes; Pleosporales
Exons: 1
Coding region: 147-2939 (930 amino acids)
Cellular component (GO): cytoplasm
Molecular function (GO): glycerophospholipase activity; metal ion binding
Source: RefSeq, a predicted model, not a curated record
CGACAUCCGAAAACAACAUCCCUAGGCUACAACCUAUUAUCAUACCCCAUACCCCUAUUCAUCUGCCCGUUCAGUAUGCAGACACGUACACAACACCAUAAGGGCUACCUGUUAUGACCCUGAACAACACUUCGUGACUGAUCACUAUGGCGAACUCCAGCGAAUCUCACAUCUCAACACACGCGAAUCAAUACAUCCGUGAAGUCCUCCACUCCCAAGAAGCACCACCCACGAUAAAUGCGCGAUACUUCUAUACGUCUCCACUCGCUAUUGAUGACCCUCUCUCUGCGCUGCCUCCCCUCUCUGCCUCCACGAAUACGUACAGCCAACCGCGGCCAUUCUCCGAAUAUGAUAACGAGGCUAUCAAUGAGUCAUGGUUGGGCUUGAGGAAGAAGAUACUCCAACACAAUGAAGAAUAUGCUGAGAAAAGGGCAUCUGUAGACAUCCCUGGAACACCCACGAACCCAUCUGUAGAGAGAUUGAAGAGGAAACGAGCUGGGUCCGGCUCUCGCGAUGAUGUCCCUGCACCUCUGGGUCGAGAUGUACCUUCCACGCGCUCUUCCAGCCGAGGGCAAUAUUCAAGAUCUGUUGACACCGCAUAUGAAGGCCGCGCAAGGUCUGGCAGUUUCCCACGGGGCGCAGCGCUAUCAACCUCGUUGAGAGCGGCCAAUCCCGGAGAUAUGUCACCAUUAGAGCCUUCUACAACCGGAACACCAUUUAUAAGAGCCCCUUCAAGAGGAAAUAUAGCAAAAUUGCGGACCUCGGAGUCGGUGGAGGGGCGCAAGCGGCCAGCACCGCACGAGGUUGAUAGUUACAGAUGGGAUGAAGACAUGGAACCAGCGUUGUCCGACCAUAAUGCAAAGGGCCCUGUUCAACGACCUCCGCGACCAAAGACCGGUCCUUCUGCUAAAGUUCCAGUCGGAAUUUCAAGACUGCAUAAUGUCAUCAUGGACGCAGAAUCUAUUCGUAUGGAACCUAUAUAUUGGUCGCCUGUAAAUGAUAUCGCCAAAGUCAUUAGGGGAACAUGGUUCUAUAAACACACCAUGAUGCCGGUCGAGGUCGAAGUUGGCAACAUGCUCGAAGCAGGAUACAUUGAUCUUCAACCGUGGACGCAGACCUGGAAGGACGAAUUGAACAGUGCUGUAGAGGUAGGAGCUGCUGGCGAGAUGAAGAUCCUCCACAAGUUAUGGCCGGACAAGCCGCCUAGGCCAGAGAGUCGCCCGACAUCUUCAGCACAACCCAAUAUUGGAAUGGUGCAAAACACCUUGCCAGAAGGAGCCGAUGACCCCGACAAAGAGCGACGCGAAGUCUUUGAGAACGUGUGCGAUCUCAUCGAUAUCUCUACUGGACCUAAUGGGCCCGACAACAAGGCAGGCGGUGAUAUGGACUACGGACCUGACGGCACAAAAAGUCUCUAUCGUAAAGCCGGUGUCAUCUAUGCAGAUGAUAUCCACGCGUAUCUGCUGCGACCUUCUCUUCAACCAUCUGACUACUAUGGCCGCCGGCCUCUCGCGAAUUACAUUCGAAAAGGGAGCAAUAUUGGCAUAUGUGUUGUUCGGGGCUUCGAUCAGAGUAUCUGGGAUAAGUUGCAUCCGCCGAAAAAGAAUAGCAAAGCAAUAAAGGCUAAGCAAGGCGUUUCGACCUCCCAGGACGGAGCACCUCCACUGAGACGACAGAAACGGGACCCGGCUUUGGCACUCUCAGAGAGACCACAAGUUACUGAUCUUGUGCUUGUGAUACAUGGCAUAGGUCAGAAAUUGUCUGAACGCAUAGAGACAUUCCAUUUUACGCACGCCAUGAAUGCCUUCAGAAGAGAAGUCAACGUCGAACUGGGCACGGACGACAUCAAACGUAACUUGCGAGAAGAUAUGGGCGGCAUUAUGGUCCUACCUGUCAAUUGGCGACAAAGAGUCUCUUUAGAAGACGCAGCCAGCAGCAGUAUGGAGACUGAUGACCCGGCAGCUAAUAGUUACUCUUUGAAAGAUAUCACACCGAACACCCUGCCUUCCGUCCGAGGUAUUGUCAGCGAUGUCAUGUUGGAUAUUCCCUACUAUUUAUCACCAGAACACAACCCCAAGAUGGUAGCGGCUUGUAUUCACGAAGCAAACAGGAUCUAUCGUCUUUGGUGCCAAAAUAAUCCCGGUUUUGCAGAACACGGUCGUGUGCAUCUCAUCGCCCACUCUCUCGGGAGUGUCAUGGCUGUCGAUAUUCUGAGCCAGCAGCCGAGCAGCGUAGCUCCAGAGUGGAGUGACCCUGCUUUCCCCGAGGAGGAAGUCCCAAAAGAACACUUCAUUUUCGAUACAAGCUCUCUAUUUCUGUGUGGUAGCCCGCUCGGCUUCUUUUUGCUUCUACGGAAUGCUACUCUUCUGCCCCGCCGAGACAAAGAGAAGCCUGGAGCAGAUUCGUAUGCAACUCCCGGCGUUGGAGGUGAUCAAGGAACAUACGGCUGCGUGGCUGUUGACAAUAUUUACAACAUCAUAAAUCCUUACGACCCCGUCGCAUACCGCCUGAAUGCGGCCGUCGACGUAUCUUAUGCGGAGAUGCUCAAGCAAGCUGUCGUGCCGAGCGCAAACGUAUCAUGGUUUGCCUUCUCUAACCCUUUCCGCAAGUCUGAUGCUUCGAGUCACGCUGCCUCUGCCCGUCCAGCUACCCACCGCCUUCCUUCAAACGUCGAACUUGAAACGCAUAACUUCACAAGAGAGGAAAUUGCAGAGAAAAGGGCAUAUCUACUAAACGACAAUGGCCAAAUUGACUAUUUCAUGAAGUACGGAGGUGGUGCGCUUGAAAUCCAGUAUCUCACGAUGCUAGGUGCUCACAGUAGCUACUGGGUCAGCCGUGACUUUGUCAGAAUGAUUGUAGUAGAAGUCAGCCGCGAGCGAGGCAAAGAGGGAACUUUACUCGCGAUGCGAGCCCAGAAACGGAAGACCAGCGUCUCAUGAGGGGAGUCAAAAGUUGAUGCGAGUGUAUUCCAAACCAAGCAAGCUGUGGAGCCUGAUUUGGUACUAUCACCACGCUGAACUAAAUUCUAUCAACAUGCACCACCAGGAUGCUGCGAUAGUCCAAACCAGGUCCGUUACGCUGCACAGUAUCAACGCCAUGCUACCAGGCAUGUUGUUGGACUUCAUGUAUCUCGAACAUUUUGGGUAUCCUUGCGAUGAAGAGCUUAGCUUGCAAAUGCUGGCGGGCCUGAUGACGUUGGUCUCAGGCGCUCUGCAGCCUGCGUCUAGCCACGCAGCACGCCCACGUCAACCUGCUAGAACGCCGAUUGGCAUUGCGGCCAUAUCGAACGAGGCCCGUUGGUGCGAAGUCCCCGAUCAGUGCGACCCGCGUCGAUAUCCAGUGGG